CUCUGGGGUCAGUCUUGAAGGCUAUGAAUCAGGGGAAAUAGUUCCAAGAGCAUGAGCGGUGGGAGUGGUUUUCCCACAGCAUUCUACGUUCUCUUGGUCUAUUAUCACCACCGGUGGCACGUGUGCUCCCUUGCGGCACUGCCCCUUCAUCACGAGCCUUCAUUGCACUACCUGAGGCUAUUAGCCAAUAGUGGAAAGCCUAUUGCAAGGUACGCAGGCACACCCGCACGUGAAACGAAACAUCGGAGGGCACUGAUUGGUCAUUUGAGUCUCAUCACGCAUGCUACCGACUAAAGGUCGCGGAGCCACGUGCUUUCGCUCAUUUCGACGGGUGACGUCCCAGAGAGUCAAAUCCGGAAAAGCGAUCUUUUAUCAGUGAAUCUACACAGUGAGUGUGUGUGUGCGCUUACAUUUUCCAUUCCUCUCUGCUGAAGGCACACAGCUACAAUGACCAUGCCAGCUACUAAAAGUCCACUGGGAGUUUGUAAAAGUGAGAACAGACGGGCUUCUAAGCCCCUUAUGGAAAAGCGAAGACGAGCCCGGAUUAACAAGAGCUUAACCGAGUUGAAAUCCUUAAUCUUAGAUGCUGCAAAAAAGGAGCCCCAGACUGGACGUCAUUCUAAACUGGAGAAAGCGGAUAUUCUCGAACUCACGGUAAAACAUCUCCAGACUCUACACAAACAGCAAAUAUCGACAUCGUAUACCACAGAUCCGUUGGCCAUGGGGAAAUUUCGAGCCGGCUAUGCUGAGUGUGUGAAGGAGGUGAGCCGGUUUGUGACCAGACUAGAGGGCGUGGAUUCAGUCCUGCGUUCGAGAUUACUAAACCACAUGUCAGGAUGUCUCACAAAGUUUGACGACACUCCGUCCAUCAACACUUCGGAGGAGAAAACGCCAUCUGGUGACAACAAAGUACCACGUGCGACGACCCCCGAGACGCUUCCUGACAGCUCCACGUCCAGUCCGUCCAUGGAAGUUGACAUCUUUCACGGUGUAGCCAUCCCACCGUCGAUUCGAACCAGCUCGCCUAAAGCACGAAAUACUGACUUCAUACACUUUCCAGCCACGAGUAGUUCUGCUACUGGAGAUUUUUCCUCCAACUUGACCAACGUCCAGCUGGCUCUAAUUCUACCCGAGUCAUCCAUACCCACACACUCUUUGGCUCAACUUUAUCCAAGCGGUCCUCUCAAUCUCGUCACGAGCAACAAAUCUGACAGCCAACUCAGUGUGUACUCGGCUCUUUCCACCAGAAGCACACCCUCAACACCAAUCUCCAACAUCAGUUCCGCCAGCAAAGGUUAUAGUAGUGAUUCAGAGGCUUCUCUGAGCAACGGAUCACUUGCCAGUCCCAAAAUGUCGAGUCUUUCUGUCGAAUCAGUGUAUCACGUCGCAAGGGUUGUUGGUGGGAGUGCCUGUAGUGUCAUACAGAUGGCGCCCAAAUCACCGGAAGCUGUCUGGAGACCCUGGUGAUUGUACGCGUUCCUUUCCCCAGAACAGAUCUUAAGUUUUAGCAAAUUUGCCAAAAAAAAAGUUAUAUAUAUAUAACACACAUUAACGUGCUGUACAUAUUUUUGGUGCCUUAUAUAUAUAGUUUUUUCUUUCUUUCCAGAAAGAUCACUGUAGCUAUAAAAACCACCGUAACAAUAAUUUUUGUUUUCUGAACGACUGACGUUUGUUGCUGCUGUUCAUUACUCACAGCUGUAUUGUUAUAAGUAAUAAUUACAAUUAAGUUACAGACUCACCACGUACGUUCCACCCUUGUUAGUUCUGUUGUGUCGGUUAUAAAGAAUUCACAGAAGUCGAGGCAAAUGAAUCUUGUACAUUUGAAAGUUAACAGAUUCUCUCGCCAGCAGAACAUCUGCAAUGAUAUACAUGGUUUUAUUUAUCAGAAACUUUCUAACUCGUGUGCCUCUAGAAGUGAUAGACUAAACGAAACAUUUCUUCCAAUCAUUUAGAAUGGCUGUGAUUCUUUUGAUAUGGUUAUAGGCUUGUUUUCCUGUUACUCAGGGGUCUCCAAACUACAGCCCGCCAACAGUUUUUUUUUAAAGUAAUAAUAUAAUUUUUAAUAUUAUAAAAACAAAAAAUAAAAUAAAACGUAA
This is a messenger RNA of Limulus polyphemus (Atlantic horseshoe crab), 2096 nucleotides long. RefSeq names its product protein hairy-like. The record is from RefSeq and is a predicted model, not a curated record. Bases 448 to 1467 code for a protein of 339 amino acids. Gene Ontology annotation, biological process: regulation of transcription by RNA polymerase II; anterior/posterior pattern specification; regulation of neurogenesis. The transcript has 4 exons. NCBI's taxonomy places the organism in Eukaryota, Metazoa, Arthropoda, Merostomata, Xiphosura, Limulidae. Gene Ontology annotation, cellular component: nucleus. Gene Ontology annotation, molecular function: RNA polymerase II cis-regulatory region sequence-specific DNA binding; protein dimerization activity; DNA-binding transcription factor activity, RNA polymerase II-specific.